Messenger RNA from Setaria italica (foxtail millet), 1839 nucleotides. RefSeq lists its product as uncharacterized. NCBI's taxonomy places the organism in Eukaryota, Viridiplantae, Streptophyta, Magnoliopsida, Poales, Poaceae. The record is from RefSeq and is a predicted model, not a curated record. The transcript has 6 exons. Bases 1 to 1839 code for a protein of 612 amino acids.
AUGGAUGAGGAACGCCAAAAGAACCUGGACAAAAUUUACAAUUGCACUGAUAUAGAGUGUGUUGCUAUGCUUCGCAUGAGAAAAGCACCUUUUUUUGCACUGUGCAACUUGCUUAGGGAAAGGCAGUUGCUGUCAGAUAGCCUUCAUAGUUGUGUUGAAGAGCAGCUAGCAAUGUUUCUACACAUUGUUGGCCACAACCAACGCUUUAGAGUUAUUCACCAACAUUGGAGAAGGUCAAUAGAAACAGUGCAUAGAUAUUUCAAGGAGGUCUUGUAUGCUAUUGGGGAACUUAGGCAAGAAAUGAUUAGAGCUCCAUCUAAUGAGACACCAGUUAAGAUAAGCAAUAGCCCAAGAUGGUACCCAUAUUUCAAGGACUGUGUUGGGGCAAUAGAUGGGACUCAUGUAUAUGCUAGAGUGCCAGCAAAGAUCCAAGCAGCAUUUAGGGGAAGGAAGCACUACCCCACACAAAAUGUUCUUGCAACUGUUGACUUUGAUCUGAAAUUUACUUAUGUCUUAGCUGGUUGGGAAGGGUCUGCUCAUGAUGCUACUGUUCUUGCUGAUGCACUAGAGAGGGAGGAUGGGUUAAGGGUUCCACCAGGAAAAUUCUACUUAGUAGAUGCUGGAUAUGCUUGUCGUCCUGGAUUCCUUCCUCCUUACCGUGGUACUAGGUACCAUCUGAAAGAGUAUGGUGCUAGGAACUACCCAACCAACCCAAGGGAGUUGUUUAAUUUGAGGCAUUCAAGUCUGAGAGUAUCUGUUGAAAGGGCUUUUGGUGCUUUGAAGAACUGUUUUCGCAUCAUUGAUAAUAAACCAUUUCAUCCCUACAAGACACAAGUCAAGUUAGUACUUGCUUGCUGCAUAUUGCAUAAUUGGAUACUUGGGCAUGGGGUUGAUGAGGUAGUUCCUACUGAGUUCUCAUGGGUGCCCAACAAUAAUGAUAGUCCUGGACAUGGGGUCCAGAUGGAUGACAAUGCUGUUUGGGCUCAAAGAAUGGCUGAGGAGAUGAAUGCUGAGAUCCUUGCUGCUGAUGAGCUUGUGUUCCCUGGUGGGGCUGUUGGGGCUGAUGGGGAUGAUGGCCCUGUUGGGGCUGUUGGGGUUCCUCCUGGUUUCAAAGAAGUCCACCUCAAUCGGGUUGCCAAGGCUCUGCAUGAGUUCAGUGGCAAUGAAGUUACUAGCACACAGGUGUAUAACCACUUGAGGAAGUGGAGGCAGAGGUGGGUUAAAAUCUCAAAGCUGAGAGAGCUGAGUGGAGCCUUGUGGAAUGGGGACAGCUCAAUGAUUGUCCUUGAGGAGGAGCACUACAAUGGCCACAUCAAGGCACAUCCCAAAGAUGCUGAGUACCUCAACAAGCCAAUUGUGUACUACCAGGAGAUGAUGGUCAUCUUUGGUAAUGGUCAGGCAACAGGUAAGUAUGCUAUGGGGUCAAAUGAGGCUCUUGGUAGUCCUUCUGAGUUUGCCUACAGCCCAAUGAAGCAUGACCUGCCUGAGGAGCUUACUCCUGGAAAGCCUGAGGCAGCUUUUGUGUCCAAGUCAGAACCACCUGUUGGAAGCAAGAGAAAGAGGUCCAUGCUGUCAGAUGAUGAUGUCCUUGUGUUCACUGGCAUGACUGAUGCAGUGAACAAUGUUGCAGAUGCUAUACGUUCUACCAAGGUUGAGGAUUCCCACCCUGACUUGUAUGGUGCACUGAUGUACAUGCCAGGGUUCAGUGAGGAAGCUCUAAUGCUUGCAUAUGGUCACCUGCUUAACAAUAAGGCCCAGGGAUCUGCUUUUUUGCAGAUGUCUCACUCACACCGUGUUCUUUGGCUGAGUACCUACUUGGCCAAGAACAACUACAUGUGA